CAUUUGUUGAGGUUCUCGCUGCAGAGUCCAUAAGACAAACUUGUGGCGUGUGUAUUAUUACUAUUAUUAUUAAUACUAUUAGUAUUAUAUAAGUUCUAUGUCUUGUGAAUGGAUCUAGAAUGCCUUCACGUGGCACUGUCGUUGGGUUGACACUGUCAUUCAUGCUUGGAGUUGUCGUUGGCUACCAGCUAAAAGUCUUACGAAUGAAAUACCUGAAAGCAAAACGAGACCGGCUGAAUAGAAAAUUACAAAAAACACAACAGGAAAUCUACGCAGCGGCUUAGAUUUACAAACUUGUUCACUUUCAGAAGAGCUCGACGAUGUCUGGCGCAAACACGAGGCACCUGCUGGGUGUCGGGCGAGGGCUGCAGAAGGUUGUCACGGCGAUGGCAGAGCAGCAGCAGGCUGAGUGCAGGCAGGCGUGGCAGAACUCCUCCCUCAGAGCUGGUGCAGGAAGUCUGCUUUCGCAUGGAGAGCGCUGCUUCUCCGAAGGAAUCCUGAAGCAGGGAAAAGUGGAGGAUUCGAUGAGGAGGGCAGCCCGCGGGGCGAGCAAUAUAGCGGAAGCCGCGAGACAACUCGUCAGUCAGUUCACCUCGCGUGACGUCACAGGUCAGAGGCCGCAGCACGAGUUCGACAGCGAGUCGCCGCGGGCGCCCGGUGCGGAGGAGUUUGACAGGACGAAUGUUGUUAACGAGGCGGGCGACAGCAGUAGUGCUGACGGUGACAGGGACGAUGUCAGACGAGACGACAGAGACAAUGAUCAGCCAGGCAUGGGAGCUGGCAAGAUGGACGACCCGUUUGCUUCCGGCGGCAAGCGUUCGUUACAUUAUUACUGUCGCCAGCAUUUUGCGGUGACUACCCGCACCCAGCUCGAUCUACACAGUGUACGUCGCACGCAGUCAAGUGGGCCGCCGAAGCCAAAAAUGAUAUUAAAACCAAAACAAGUGUUAGGGCCACGCUCUCGAGAGAAAAAAGUUCCUGAUUCCAGAAUAGAAAGGCUUGCAAGUUACGGUGGUUUGGCUGUGGGUCUAAGUGCUGGUGCUAUUGCAGAGGUCACACGAAGAUCACUUGGUUUAUCGCAGGGCGCACCCAGCACAGGAGCUAUUUUUGGCAGUAGCCCCUUCCUAUCGGAGGCAAAUGCUGAGCGCAUUGUCGCCACACUCUGCAAGGUGAGGGGAGCGGCUCUGAAGCUUGGACAGAUGCUCAGCAUCCAAGAUAAUGUCUUCAUCAGCCCUCAACUGCAAACAAUAUUUGCCAGAGUGAGACAGGGAGCAGACUUUAUGCCAGAAUGGCAGAUGAAGAAAGUGCUGACGAAAGAACUCGGAACAGACUGGGCUACGAAGCUGAAAUCGUUCGAGACUAGACCGUUUGCGGCAGCUUCUAUAGGACAGGUUCACUUGGCAACACUUCAUGAUGGCAGGGAGGUUGCAAUGAAGAUACAGUAUCCUGGGAUAGGCCUUAGCAUCGACAGCGACAUAGACAACCUGAUGUCGGUACUAACUCUUGCCAACAUCUUGCCUAAAGGCCUGUACGUGGACAACGCUGUGUUGGUCGCUCGUAAGGAGCUAGCUUGGGAGGUGGACUACAUUCGCGAGGCUAACAACUGCAAGCGUUUCAGGGAGCUGAUGAAGAACGAUACGGUGUUCCACGUUCCUGAGGUGAUCGAUGCGUUGACGACGCAGCAGGUGCUAACGCAAGAGCUCAUCUACGGUGAAGCCGUGGAUAAGGUGGCAGACGCUGACGAAGACACCCGAUACAUGAUCUGUGAAAACAUUCUGAGACUGUGCCUGAAGGAACUGUUUGAGUUUAGAUUCAUGCAAACGGAUCCAAACUGGUCAAACUUCUUCUACAAUGCUGAUACAAAUAAGAUCUGCCUGCUCGAUUUCGGAGCAUGUAGAGACUUUGACAAAAGAUUUGUAGAUGAUUACAUGCGGGUGAUCAAGGCAGCCACCUACCAGGACAAGGAAGGCAUCAGGCACUGGUCAGAGAAACUUGGUUUCCUCACAGGCUACGAAACAUCGGUGAUGGUCGACGCGCACAUCGACGCAGUGAUGAUCCUCGGCGAGGCGUUCUCGCACGACGGACCGUUCGACUUCACGGGGCAGAGCACGACGCGUCGCAUCCAGAACCUCAUCCCCACCAUGCUGAAGCACCGCCUGACGCCGCCGCCCGAGGAGACCUACUCCCUGCACAGGAAGAUGUCGGGAGCAUUCCUGCUGUGCACAAAGCUCGAUGCCAAGGUCAACUGCAAGCGAAUGUUCGAUGACAUAUACGCAGCCUAUCGGUUUGACGCCUAGGCGCCCGUGAUGCGGCCGUACGGUGAAUCCUCGCAAUAGGAUUAGCGUCUCCGUGUCUGCCUGAAAGAGCAGGUUAACUGAAAGAGGCACAUCUACGGCAAGUGUGCUGGAGGUGGAGUACGCAUGUCUUCUCCCAAGAGCGUGAUGCAGUCGAGAGGUCUGCCUGAGAACUAUUCGUUUCGGCGCAUCUGUUCAUAUAGUUGAUGUGUUUAUCAGAAACUUUUUAAGGUGUGGCGAAAGAGUGCGUUUGACACAUGUUUCUUUUUUGAUUGGUCUUCAAACCAGACCAUGUUUCACACUUGGUAAAUAUGAUUAGGGCUAACGUUUCAGUGUAGGUUGUACUUUAUGUACAUACAUCACUGUUUCACUGUGUCAUUGUAAUAAUUACACAGUGCCCCAAGUAACAAUAAUUUAUUGUGUUCAACUUCAUACUUGUUGAUAUUAUUUGGUCCACACCAGGAAAAUUUUAAUUAUAUCAAGGUUUUACCAAAAAAGAUUGUUCAUAUUUAUGACUGAACACCAUCCUACAUCGAUGUAUGCAUGGCUGAAUCAUUAUAAAAUGUUUGAAAUUCUAGAUAUAUUAAAUCUUAUGGUUAGUGGUAAAA
Messenger RNA from Priapulus caudatus, 2902 nucleotides. Its product is annotated as aarF domain-containing protein kinase 4-like. Gene Ontology annotation, biological process: ubiquinone biosynthetic process. NCBI's taxonomy places the organism in Eukaryota, Metazoa, Priapulida, Priapulimorpha, Priapulimorphida, Priapulidae. Gene Ontology annotation, molecular function: kinase activity. Gene Ontology annotation, cellular component: extrinsic component of mitochondrial inner membrane. The record is from RefSeq and is a predicted model, not a curated record. Bases 321 to 2297 code for a protein of 658 amino acids. The transcript is spliced from 14 exons.